Molecule: messenger RNA, 207 nt
Organism: Macrosiphum euphorbiae (potato aphid)
Lineage: Eukaryota; Metazoa; Arthropoda; Insecta; Hemiptera; Aphididae
Source: the annotation of a GenBank genome assembly
AUGGAUAAAACUGAAAAAGCUUUGGAAAAAUUACAAAUUGAAGUACCCGAUGAUGAAAGUUGUGAUUGCAAUGAUGAAGAAUGCAUUGGGUGCUUUUGGCCCUGUGAAUCAUGCCAGUCAAACAAAUGUGGACACGAAUGCCGUAUCAACCGUAUCAGUGGUUGGAAAUAUGAAGUAUGGGAAAGAGAAGGAAGAAGUGAUAAAUAA